UCAUAAGGGUAGGAAAACUGGUUUAGUUACACAUAUUUCAUGGAGGAAUAAUCACAAGUGCUCAUCAUCAUCAUCAUCAGUGUUGCUUCAACCAGAAAGACGAUUUCUUUAUUUUUGCAUGCUCAUUUAUACAUCGGGUUAUUUCAGGAAAUAACUUUAUGAAGGUCUCUGUACCGAAAUGUUGCUCCCAAUAAAUGUCCUCUAAUUGCAAGCACAGAAGACAGUUUGCAGGAGUUCUUUGUUCAGUUAUUGUCGGCCUGUCUAUCUGCAGGUAUGCAAAAGUUCAGUGGAGCUCUACGGCACAGAGGAAUAAGAUAUAUCAGACCUUAGAUUUUUUUUUCUUUUCAUGGGAUUUAUUGACAACAAGAAAAAUAGAGUAUGAUAUGAUCAGAAAAUAUCUAAAUAGGCAAAUUAAUGCAUUCUGAAUUUAACUUACAGUCGCUACAAACAGCACUAACUGUGAUGAACUACUGAUAGAAGACUUGUUCUAAAUCAAUUAGUCCUUAAGAUAAAAGAGAAUAUUUAAUUUCAGAUAUCCCUCUGGGCUUAAUUUAAUGUAAUAAGGUCAAAGUCAAAUUUCUGUCUUUUAGAAAAAGAGCAAAUCUAUUAUAAUUACAUCUAUGGACUUGCAGCACAUAGGGCAUCCUUUUCCAUUGAGAGAGAGCUUAAUGGCCAGAGGCAGGAGAAGGUUAUGACCUCCACAGGACUGACCUGAAGAGCAAAGCUACAGAUAUCAAGGGCCUCGUAAUGACAAAACUCCUCUGUUUGAUUGAACUUUUCUUUGUUCUUAAACAAUUAUACUCAUUGUCAACCUCUUUGUGUGACACUGUCAGCUAUCAUGUAUUUUUAUUUAGAUUGUUAUGUUCUGGCAAUCACAUUCCGUCAAACCACUGACCUCUGACAACUGCUCAAUCAAUCUCCAUCCCUGGGAGCAGAUAUUUCACACACAUCUAUAUAGUGUUGUGAACUUAUUAGACUCAUUUAACCAUAGUAUUGCUGUGAUGCUUUGUUACUACCUCUGUGGUCAGAGGGCACCACUUUAACUGCUGUGGGUUGUGUGGGAACUAGCCUACAGACAGUUAACCUUGACCACAUGUUCCAACACUCCAAAUGGACCCUUUAAUGAUAACCCAGCAUAAUGACUGACUAGUCUUUGGAAGGAAUGUACUAUGAACAUACACUGCUGCUUUUUUGGAUUUGUUUUUUAAGCUCAAUGCACGUUUUUUUGUCAUGUGCAGAAAAUCGCUUACAUUAACUUCAGCAUGUGCCUGGCAUGAAGUGAUAUAUGGUUGAAGUGAACAGUUUAAUGGCUGCCCACUGUCCUGCUCAAUAAAUACACUUCUUUUUCAGCCAUCCCUUUACUUUGCAGUUCAUAUGAUCCAACAGUAAAUACUAUCCUGUAAAAAUGAGUGAUUCAUAUCAUGAGUCAAGUAUUUAGGACAGGGGAGGAAGUGCGCUGACAUUCCUAUGCGGAGGAAACUGUUAGACAUGUCAUGACAUCAGUACUGACAGAUUUGCAUGGUUUUGUUACAAGGUAUAAAUCACUAAGAAGAGAGGUUGUUCUGCUUAUGGCUAAAUUAGAGAGUGCAGGACUGUUACUGACCCAAACAUUAAGUGUGCUGUUUUUCUCUACAUGGCAACCAGCUUACUUUUAUGACAUGACUGAAACAAAAAGGCCUCAUUAAUCAAUUGGCUACUAUUACUAUAAAGCUAACAUGUGGACUCAAAACUAAAGCAGAUAUUUACAUGACAAUUAAUAUUGACUCAAUUAAUAGUCAAGAGGUCACUGAAUGAAUCAGUAAGCUGUUCAAUUGUGUCUUUUUCUAGCAAAUUGUAUCCUGGUAUGAAUGAACUGCUUUGUGAAAAAUGAUGACAACAAUGAUUGGCCUUGACUUUCUUUAUAAGCAGCCACAUCUAUUUACUUUUUUUCAUAACAUGUUCAGUGGUAAACCACUGAAACAUCUUUAAUGUUGUAGAAUAAACCUCAACACACCUCUAUGAUUAAUAGCCAACACUGUGACAGAUAUUUUGUGAAUAACACUUUCGAUGUGGAGCUGUGCUUGCUGAAAUACCCGGGGCACUGUUUCAACCCGACAACUGAGGUUUUAUAGCUGUCGUGCACACUGAAAGGAAUUAUAGCAGCCAACUAUACGUAAUAGCCAGUAAUUUCAGACAGAGUGAUUCACAAUUGUUGUGUCAGUAGGCUUGCUGUUUUCAUGCUUUGUUUUUAACAUGUUGGAUGAGAUCUCAGACACUCUUACACCAUGUCACCAAAACUUCAGAAGUGUGUUUCACUCAGGUAUGUUUCUACAGUACAUGCUGACAGACGAUAACGACAGCUCAUACUAAACCUGACUAUACCUCAGGUCGAAGUUGUUUUUUUGUGCGCAAAUGUUCAAAUGAUUCCUAAAGACUUGUCUCACUCUGUUUGUUCACCAAAGAGGAAAGUGUGACUCAGAGACGAAGGCUGAGCAUCUCCUUCUCUUGUGGUUCUCUGAUACAAUUGGCCACGACAGGCAGCUCGGUGCUGACAGCAUAGAUCAGAAAUGAUAGAUUGACAGGAAUCUGCUGGGCAACUCACUGUCCUGCAGUGACACAAGCCAGAGUCCAGUGCACCGAAGAAAACCGUUGGGAGCCCCUGGAUUUCUAAACGCCCCAGACAGCAUUUUUGUAAGGAGAAUUCACACACAAAAAAGAACUAUUGAUCAUUAUACUUUAAGUAGUAUAUUAGUAUGUAAUAAUAUACUAUAAAGUAAGGUUUAACGUUUCUAUUAAUCUUAUCAAGCAACACUAUUUUGUACUGUUGCAAUAAAAGAGUAUGACGAAUAGAAUGACUGCCAUAAAAUGACCACAGAUUGGCAUUGCACAGUUGAUAACAGAUUUUUACAGACAUUAACUGUUCCUAAGGGAUUAUGGUUUGACAAAUAGCAGCAAAGAACCUUUUUUGGACUGGAGGCUUUUUAUUGAGGUGAGAAAAUUCCAUGGCAGACACCAAAAACAUGCAUUAACAUACCACUGCAAAGCCAAGGUUAGCGAACCCGGACCAUACUCACUUAUUACCCCUAACUACCCCUUUGGAAAUAUACAUCUAUAACGUUUGGCACACAGACCUCUAAUAACAAACGGCUAACAACCAGUCAUUAUGGGGGCUUGAGCAGGAGAUUUACAAAUCUUAGGUUCAGCAGCGUUGGACAGGCUCCCCUUGCUUGAAAAUGGUUAUUCCAUCAAGGGCAAGGCGAGCUGCGUGAUAAAAUCUUGUGAUUUAUUCCGGCGGCUGAUAAUUACUGGUGUCUUGUCACCUGUCAAAAAUGAAUGGACGGGGAGAGUCCGAGGCCGUAGUCUUCAUGCUCUUUACACCACAGCAGUAAAUCUGACAUGUUUGUAAAGCCAUAAAUCACAGCUUGUGAUAAAGCCUACACACUCCCUUGGAGCUGAGCGGUGUGGGCUGAACAUUUCAAACUGUUUUAUCUAUAAAGGUAUGCAGAAGAUCAGCAGGGUUAUUCAAAAGGUGUGGUAAGUACAGUGGUUUAAGUGGUUAUUUUACAACAUCACAGGAAUGGACCAUCAGUUAACACAAAACAAGAAAGACAAAAAUUAGUGAAACGCUUAAAUAUCGUCAUUGUGGUUCAACAGUUUGUGCACUAUUAACCACUAUAAGACUAUUCACAGUGCUAUACUGAUUUAAAGUUUGCUCAAGUUGUUGUGCCACACAGUGAUCUGAAGAUUUGCACAGUAUUUUUAUAUCUAUUUAAGCAGAGAAGAAAAUUCUAUUUUUUAUAUGAAGUUAUUGAAGUUUGUAUACACCUUGUGUCACCAGGGCUUAAAUUGUGUUGGUGAGAAAUAAUUGACUAAAUGAAAUGUGCGUCUUGCACAGCUCAACUGUCACAUUAAGGUUUAAACUACAGCCUGUGGACAUAAUUACCAUUCGAAAUUGUAGUAAUUGUGCAGAUCUUGGUGGAUUUGUCAGUGUGGGUUAGAUUUGAAUUCAGAAAACAUGAGCACUGUGUGGAAUGCAAGGUUGACUUAUGAUUGGCUCUGGGGGCCUGGUCAAGAAAAAAAAAUCAUUCUCUCCUUAAUUAAAAAUGCAUGAGGUAGACCUUCAGUAUAAUAGAAAAUAUUGAGACAGAUCUUGGAAAUAAUUAAAAUAUGUUCAUUUUGCACUACUUUUGUAGCAAUGCAAAUUAUGCCAAACCUCAGGGGUAUCAAAACAUCCGCAGUACUCUGCAAUGACUAUACAUAUAUAUAAUAUGUAAAUAAAAACUUCAAAAUGAGUGAAUAAUCCAAGUGAGCGCUGAUCUCCCGGACACAACAGUAAAAAGGCUAGACUAAACAUUCCCACCUCAAAUCAAUAGUUGUGCUUUUAGAGCUGAAACUGGGCUGUAAUUGUUUAAAAGGUUGGCGUCUCAGAGACGCAACACAUACAAUAAAAAGAAGAGGGCAGGAAGGAAGCAAUGCUUCUCAACGACCCCCAGUUCAGUGUCUGAGGGCCUACCCUUUAGUUACCUGACCCGUUGCACUUGGCCAGAAGCCUAGCUAAAGGUCAGUGCAAUCACCUUUCACUGUCCACCGCAAUAUCUGACACAUAGAUCUUUCAUGCGGAUGCAGGUCUUUCUCUCUUUCCACUGUUCAAUUUAACAAGAGCUGUAAAUAAAACAUAAGAAUCUCUUUCUAUUUUGUAUCUAAUAGGCAUUUGUUUAAAAAAUGACAUGAAACUCAUCACCUUACAGGAUCAAUCAUUAAAACAAUGUUUAAGCAUUUUUGUAUUGAAACAAUCUCAAUUUUAUCCGUAUGGAACCCCAUCUUCACUUGCAAAAGAUUAUGAAAGUUCGAUAGCCUAAGCCAGCAGCAAUUGCAGGUUCUAAUUGUAAAAUAUUUGCCCUUGUUUUUUCCCUCUCUUUGAAGUCUAGGGCUCGCUCUGCUCUUGUCCUCAGGUGCUGCCCAGGCCUGAUUUAUGGGGAUGGGUUCCAGGGAAGCUCCUCUAAAUUACAUGGCCCUUAAACCUGAGCAGAGAGAGACAGAGAGAGGGAGAAUCGCCACUCUAGAGACAACUAAUUGCAAGGACAAAUCUAACCUACGGUAGAUAAGAAGGUUCCUCUCUUCCCAGACCUGAGAAAAGGGGAAACACGUAUAACAGAUUGGGCCCCUUGGAUAAAUGUGUCAAUUUGCCAUGAAUGUCCCUGAGACUGACACUCAUGGAACAUCUCUUCAUGGAAAUCACAUGUAACUAGAUUCCGGGAUUACAGAAGUGUUACAAAGUGAAAAACAGUCUGACUAAUUCCUUUAUAAAGGUGCAAAAAGAAAUGUAAAGUUAAUUGCUAUUUUUAAAAAAUGAGUGUUUUGCUUAUGUUUUACACUGACGUGAAGUGUUGAAACUCUUCUGUGAGAUCCUGUAAGUGAUGUGAGGGAGAGUCAGAGUAGGAGGAGGAGGUGACAGUGCCAUUUGCCUGGAGGGUGCCCAUAAACCUGGAGAGGGAGAGAGAGUGCAUCAUUCCUCACAGGUGACUGUACCAUGUGACUUCCAGAGCUUUAAAAAGCAGGCCAACCUGUCUUGUUGAGGUACAAGUAAUCACAAGGCAGAGGAGGAGUUGGAGGAGGAGAAUACCUGGGCUGUCGGCACAGCAGCAAAUACCGACAGCCCCACAAAUCAAGCCGAGGAGCACUCAAGGAGUGUGUCCAGUAGCUGAAGCAGCCUGCAAACACAGCACACUGUGCAGAUCUUCACAACAACUACAAUACAAGUACGAAGAUUUUACUCUGAAUUGUCUAGUGUCCACGUUAUUGAUACAAUGAGUUGUAGCAGUGUUGCAGAAUCAGAGUUCUCUGAGGAAGAGCUGGAGCUUGGCACGCUGGACCAAGGUGAGGAUGAGGGAAGUCCCAAGCCUUCUUUCCAAGACAGUGAGAGCUCAACCAGCAGCCCAAGUGACCCAGAGGAAGGCCAGACCAAAAAGCGCAAUCGACCCGUCCGCUCCAAAGCUCGACGGAUGGCUGCCAACGUCCGUGAGCGAAAACGCAUUAUGGACUACAACCAGGCCUUUAAUGCCCUACGAGUUGCUCUGAACCAUGACCUCAGUGGCAAACGGCUCUCCAAGAUUGCCACACUACAGAGGGCCAUCAACCGCAUCUCUGCUCUUUCAGUAUUCCUGAGCACGAACCCCCCCAGCAAGCCCUGCACCCACCGGGAAUGCAACAGGUCAUCUGCAGGACCGGCUGCGAUGGGAGCAUCUCGACUUGAGCAGACCAGGGUGACGGUUCCUCGUCUGGAGCAUCAGAGUUACGUCCCCUGGCAUGCGUCCAUCUCUCACCAGAUGCAGCCACAACAAGGGCCCCACGUGCACAGGCUGUCCUCAGAACCACACGUCUACAUGGAUAACAGUGUGUCGUCAUGUCCCCCAUCACCACACUACCCUUGUUAUCCCACUGAGGGACAUCUUUAUGCCUCACAUGGACACUGCGGCAGCCCCCAUGACCACCCGCCAAGUCCUCUCCGAUACCCUCAGGUGGGUGAGGGGUUGGGGUACCAGCCAGGGAUGUGGGCCUCCUGCACUCAGGGAUACAUGGACACUUUUGUGGAGCCGUCUCCAGCUUUGGGGCUCCCUUGGCAGGUGAGCUACUUGCAGGAGCCAGAGCACAGCCUCCCUCUGUGCUCUGACAUACUGUAACAGGCUAUGUCCACCACUGUGAGCCCUGAAGACUGCUGAUAACACCACUGGACUGUUGAGUGAUCUCAGGGAGAAAACCGAUGUGAGGUUUUUGUGUUUCUGCUGUUGCAAUAAACUCAGUAUUACAGUAACACACUCUAAUUGUAGAGCAGUCAUCUAAAUGUAAUUGACAGAUGUAAAUAAAAGUACAAUGGCAAUCCAAACUGCAGAAUGUUGUACAUAUUUUGAUCUUGCAUUUCAAAAUAUUACAUCUAAUGAAUGUUUCACCGUCUGCUGUAGAUAAUUCACCCACAGAAUUGUGUUCUAGUCAUUUAAUUGUCAUCUUCUUGACUUCAGCAAAAGCUGAAUUACUGAAAAUGAUGUGACAUUACUAAAUGUGUGAUGUUAAACGGAGCUGAGUAAGCCCAUAAAGAACAAUAAGUAGACUAGUCAACACAGGCUACAUAGCUUACAUAUGUGCUAUACUAUUAUGUAACUUGUUCCUACAGUAUGUUCGCUUUCGAAGUGGAAAGUGCAGCUUAAUGAAAUGUGACCCAAAAUUCAACAUUUGUUAUGUCAUGUAUUUAUUCUCUGUUCUGUAUAAAAAGACAUGGCUGUUUGUAAAGUUGUAAAAAGUCUGUACAUCAUUUUCUAAUCUUCAAAAUUAAAUGUUAAAAUUAUAUUUUAACAGA
Thunnus maccoyii (southern bluefin tuna) is the source of this 7330-nucleotide messenger RNA. RefSeq names its product basic helix-loop-helix family, member a9 (gene bhlha9). Bases 5787 to 6659 code for a protein of 290 amino acids. Lineage: Eukaryota; Metazoa; Chordata; Actinopteri; Scombriformes; Scombridae. The transcript has a single exon. The record is from RefSeq and is a predicted model, not a curated record. Gene Ontology annotation, biological process: regulation of transcription by RNA polymerase II; developmental process. Gene Ontology annotation, molecular function: RNA polymerase II transcription regulatory region sequence-specific DNA binding; protein dimerization activity; DNA-binding transcription factor activity, RNA polymerase II-specific.